Molecule: messenger RNA, 4653 nt
Organism: Suncus etruscus (white-toothed pygmy shrew)
Lineage: Eukaryota; Metazoa; Chordata; Mammalia; Eulipotyphla; Soricidae
Product: KIAA0319 like
Exons: 21
Coding region: 260-3403 (1047 amino acids)
Cellular component (GO): cytoplasmic vesicle; plasma membrane
Source: RefSeq, a predicted model, not a curated record
AGGCGGCGCUUCCGGUCGCCGCCGCUGUCCUGAGAGAGAGAGCAAAAGAGAGGCUGAGGCGAGCAGGGAGCUGGCCGGGUGGGGACCCCCGCAUUACCGUCUUCCUUUCCCCCCCCAAAACACCCCGGGUGAGGGUGAGGGGAGCGAAGGUUGGGGCCCCUCGACCUCAUGGACCGGGAGGAGGCGGAGGCCGCCGAGGAGCGGGGCCCCGCUGUGUGGCCUUGAGCCCGGUGUAUUAGUUCUGCUUAUCUGGAAGAUCAUGGAGAAGAGACUGGGAGUUAAGCCAAGCACUGCUUCCUGGAUUUUAUCAGACAUUUGUUGGCAGGCAUUAAUGAAGUGGUUGAGAGGCCUGUACCUGUUUUAUACUUGCUUCUACUUCAGUGCACUAUGGUUGUCAACAGAUGCCAGUGAGAGCAGGUGCCAGCAGGCGAAGAAACAGUUUGGAGUUGGCCUGAGAUCUGGGGGAGAAAAUCACCUCCAGCUUUUUGAAGGAACCUCCUCUCUCCAGUCAUGUUGGACUGCCUGUUGCCAGGACUCUGCCUGCCAUGCCUUCUGGUGGUUAGAAGGGAUAUGCAUUCAAGCAGACUGCAGUAGGCCCCAGAGCUGCCAGACUUUUAGGACAGAGUCUUCUAAUUCCAUGCUGGUGUUUUUAAAAAAAGUUCACACUGCAGAUUAUUUGGGCUUUCCACCUGGAGAUGACGUACCACAUUCUCUGGGGCUAGAUUGGAACAGGGCAUCUUGGAGGAGACAGGACCCACCCAAAGCUCCACUCAAACCUGUGAUAUCUUUGAGUAACCAGCAGAGGUUAAUCAGGAAGCUUCAGAAGAGAGAGAGUUCCAGUAAAGAAGUAGUUUUACCUAUAGUGUCAUUGCAGCCGGAAAUGAAUGAUUCCAAGGUACUAGGUGAUCUGAGUACCAAUGGCUCUUUAGAGGUUCACAAGGCAGUUACAGUUUUCAAUCUCUCAACUACAGUCCUGCCUGCAGAUACUUCUAGUUCAAAGAAUGUAUCACUCCACCCUGAGACAUCAGAGGAGCCUAGUGCUGUGCCCAUCACUCAACAAACAAGGAACCCUGGGAAAAACCCAACUGCUCUGCCAAUUGCUCCCUCCUACAGUUAUGCUACCUCUGCUCCCCAGACUCUCCAGAGCACCUCAGCACCAUACCCAGUUAUAAAGAAAUUGGUGGUAUCUGCUGGAGAUAGUGUCCAGAUUACCCUGCCUAAGAAUGAAGUUCAGUUAAAUGCAUAUGUUCUUCAAGAACCACUUGAAGGAGAAAACUACACCUACAACUGGCAGCUGAUUACACAUCCUAAAGACUACAGUGGAGAAAUGGAAGGGAAAUAUUCUCAGCUCCUCAAACUAUCCAAGCUAACUCCAGGUCUGUACGAAUUUAAAGUGACUGUAGAUGGUCAAAAUGCCCAUGGAGAGGGCUAUGUGAAUGUAACAGUCAAACCAGAACCCCGUAAAAAUAGGCCUCCUGUAGCCAUCGUGUCCCCACAGUUCCAGGAGAUCGCUCUGCCAAUCACUUCUACAGUCAUUGAUGGCAGCCAGAGCACUGAUGAUGAUAAAAUCGUCCAGUACCAUUGGGAAGAACUUAAGGGACCUCUGAGAGAAGAGAAGAUUUCUGGAGAUACAGCCAUAUUAAAAUUAAGUAAGCUCGUCCCUGGGAACUACACUUUCAGCUUGACUGUUACAGACUCUAAUGGAGCUACCAACUCCACAACUGCAAACCUAACAGUGAACAAAGCUGUGGAUUACCCUCCUGUGGCCAAUGCUGGCCCCAUUCAAGUGAUUACUCUACCCAAAAACUCCAUCACCCUCUUUGGGAACCAGAGCACUGAUGAUCAUGGCAUCACCAGCUAUGAGUGGUCACUCAGCCCAAGCAGCAAAGGGAAAGUGGUGGAGAUGCAGGGUGUUAGGACACCAACUCUGCAGCUUUCAGCCAUGCAAGAAGGAGACUACACUUACCAGCUCACAGUGACUGACACAAUCGGACAGCAGGACACUGCUCAGGUGACUGUUAUCGUUCAGCCUGAAAACAACAAACCUCCUCAGGCAGAUGCAGGACCAGAUAAAGAGCUGACCCUUCCUGUGGACAGUACAACCCUGGAUGGCAGCAAGAGCACAGAUGAUCAGAAAAUUACCUCAUACCUUUGGGAAAAAACGCAAGGACCUGAUGGGGUGCAACUCAAGAAUGCUAAUAGCAGCGUUGCCACCGUGACUGGGCUGCAAGUGGGAACCUACGUGUUCACCUUGACUGUCAAAGAUGAGAGGAAUCUGCAAAGUCAGAGCUCUGUGAAUGUCAUUGUUAAAGAAGAAAUAAACAAGCCUCCUAUAGCCAAGAUAACUGGAAAUGUAGUGAUUACAUUGCCCACGGACACAGCGGAACUGGAUGGCUCCAAGUCCUCAGAUGACAAGGGAAUCAUCAGCUACCUAUGGACUCGAGAUGAAGGGAGUCCAGCAGCAGGGGAGGUGCUGAAUCACUCUGACCACCACCCAAUCCUCUUUCUUUCCAAUCUGGUCGAGGGAACCUACACGUUUCACCUGAAGGUGACUGACGCGAAGGGUGAGAGUGACACCGACCGGACCACUGUGGAGGUGAAGCCUGAUCCCAGGAAAAACAACCUGGUGGAGAUCAUCUUGGAUGUCAACGUCAGCCAGCUAACUGAGAGGCUGAAGGGGAUGUUCAUCCGCCAGAUUGGGGUCCUCCUGGGGGUGCUGGAUUCUGACAUCAUUGUGCAAAAGAUUCAGCCAUACACGGAGCAGAGUACCAAGAUGGUAUUUUUUAUUCAAAAUGAGCUUCCUCACCAGAUCUUCAAAGGCUAUGAGGUGGCAGCAAUGCUCAAGAGUGAACUGCAGAAGCAAAAGGCAGAUUUUCUGAUCUUUAGAGCCCUGGAGAUCAAUACUGUCACAUGCCAGCUGAAUUGUUCUGACCAUGGCCACUGUGAUUCAUUCACCAAACGCUGUAUCUGUGACCCUUUUUGGAUGGAGAAUUUUAUAAAGGUACAGCUAAAGGAUGGAGAAAGCAACUGUGAGUGGAGUGUCUUGUAUGUUAUUAUUGCUUCCUUUGUCAUUGUCGUUGCCUUGGGAACCCUGUCCUGGACUGUGAUCUGCUGUUGUAAGCGGCGAAAAGGAAAACCUAAGAGGAGAAGCAAGUACAAGAUCCUGGAUGCCACUGAUCAGGAGAGCCUGGAGCUGAAGCCCACUCCUCGAGCAGGUAUCAAGCAGAAAGGCCCAGUACUGAGCAGCAGCCUGAUGCAUUCUGAGUCCGAGCCAGACAGUGAUGAUGCCAUCUUCACAUGGCCAGACCGAGAGAAGGGCAAACUUCUGCACGGUCAGAAUGGCUCCGUGCCCAAUGGGCAGACUCCACUUAAGGCCAGGAGUCCCCGGGAUGAGAUCCUAUAGUCCUAACCUGGUCUGUUUGCUCAGGGAAGUGUGGCAGUGCCAGGGCCCCGCACAUAGCCAGGCUGUUCACACACCUCCCCUGUUGGUGGGCAGCUGCUCUCCCAGCCUUUGUUGGUCACUCCACCCUGACACAUCUGACAAGAACUGCAGGUACUUGAAUCUAGAGAUGUUCUCCAGGAACCCCUGAACGAAGCUGUGAAUGAAGAGAUUUCUUCUGUAAACCUGUUCAGUAGGGCCCCCCUCCCAAACACCCUCACCUCAGGGCCUCCUUAUUUUGCAGAUUCCCUCCCCAAGUCCUAGUUGUGUUCCCCUCUCCUGGGAACAGAACCAACACCUCUCCUGGCUCCAAGAGCCUCCUGCAGGCUUGUCCUGGGUUCUUCUCUGGUUGGAGGGCACCCUGCACCUGGCCUUGAGGGGUGAUACUGCCUCAUCACCACUGAUGUCCAGCCAGUCAUCCAAAUCCUGGGAGGACUGGCAACUUGAAGUGGAGAAGGGAAGCCUUCUGGCUGCUGCCCUGUUGUCAGAGUUGCGGGGUUGAACAGUGCCCCCUUCUCUUUCUGCCCGGCCUUGGUUGCCUCAGGGCCCAACCCAUAGCAUUGUCCAGAGGAGCAGCCACAAUGAACUGGAAUGUCGUGGCAUGAGCGUGCAUGUGAGUGACUGCCCCACCAUGGUCUCUCCUAUGUCUGUCCCUUAUGUGUCCCUUGCAUGUGUGUUCUGAGUGUGUGCGUGUGUGUGCUCACACAUCAACUCACAGGGCUCUCAGAUGUUCUCAAGGCGUAUUUGACUUGGAAAGACUCCUUGGAACAUAGAUUGUCCCUUAGGCCCUGUCACUGGUUCCUCAGCAGCCAUGUUAUUGGGUGUUGAGGAAUGGAAACAUGGGGUAGAGAAAACAAAAAGAAACUUGGUUUGUACUACUGCAUUUCUGUCUAUUGUGAGAUAAUUAAAUGUGCUAUUUAAUUGUACUUGUACCUGGCUGGUGUGAAUUGUGUUGCAUUCCCGACCUCUUUGCCCAGUAACGUCUUGGUUUUGUGGGGAAAUGCAGCUUCACAUCAGCACGAGGCCCAAGGUGCCAAGGGUCUCCUUAACCACUGCUGAACUACUGCCAAGUGCUCCGCUCUGGUACCAGACUGACCAGACACUUUUCGCUGACUCUCAAAAGAGUGUUCAGUUCUUUCUUCCUUUCCCUUUAACACAAAAUUUAUUAAACUUUUAUGGUCAAUCUGGGUAAUAAAGUCUCCUAACACCUAGGA